This is a messenger RNA of Dermacentor andersoni, 2542 nucleotides long. The record is from RefSeq and is a predicted model, not a curated record. Lineage: Eukaryota; Metazoa; Arthropoda; Arachnida; Ixodida; Ixodidae.
AUGAGCAAAGAGAACUUUCAAGGAUACAUCGUGCCUUCCGAGGAUGCCCACAAGAGUGAAUUCGUGCCGCCGCAUUACAAGAGGAGACAGUACCUCACCGGCUUUUCGGGAGACUCGGGCACCGCGGUCGUGCUGCUGGACUUCGCCGCCGUGUGGGUGGAGAGCCGGUUCAUGCUGCAGGCCGAGGAGGAGCUCGACUGCAACUGGGUGCUGAUGAACGGCGGCCAGCCGGACGUACCGGUCAUCGAGGAGUGGCUCAAGAGUAACCUGCGCGGAAGCUCGCGCGUCGGCGUCGACGCACGCAUCGUGCCUUUCCAGGAGUACCGCAAGAUGGAAGAGAACCUCCAUCCGUUUGGCAUUGAGCUCGUGGGCGAACCGCGUCAUCUGGUGGACGAGAUAUGGACGCCCAUGGAAGGCAGGCCGUACGAGUCCAACAGCAGCAUCGUUGUUCACAGUGUGGAGUUUGCCGUUCGUUCAGUGUUUUGUUUGCAUGCCGCCUCGGGCAGUAGUCUGCGCAUAGUUCAACGAAAAAAGGACGUUGAAGAGUGUGCUAGCUUUGUUCGCCUUCUUUUUGUGUUGUUGUUGGCUGAAACUAUCCAGCAUAAAAAGUGUACUUUCUGCCAGACUGUAAAUCCCAGCACUUGUUUUUUUUUUUCCUUUUUGCCGCACUCAGGUGAGAGCUGGCAGGACAAGGUUCGCAAAGUGCGCGAAUUUCUGAAGAAGUCCGGCAUUGACGCCAUAUUGAUAACGGACCUGGGAGAAAUCGCAUGGCUGUACAACAUGCGUGGCAAUGACGUGCCGUACACGCCUGUGUUCGAGGCCUUCGUUUUCCUGUCACAAGACGAACAAAGACUGUACGUGAGCGCACGAAAAUUGACGUCCGAGGUCCGAAAUUACCUUAUCAUGGAAGACUGCAACAACUGGGCUUGUGUCCAGUUUUUUCAGUGGAGAGACUACAAGCUUGUUUACAACGAGAUGAACAUCAAUGGAAACGCAGUGAACAGGCUGCUCGUAUCACCAUUCUGCAGUUAUGCAAUCUGCGGCCACAUUGACAUAGACAAGCUGGUUGUCAGUGAGGCCCCAAUAAAAAUGAUGAUGACUGUGAAGAACAACAUCGAACUGCGGGGACUACGAAAUGCUCACUUGAAAGACUCGAUCGUGUUUGUGACCAUGCUCGCGCACAUGGAGAGGGACUACUUGUCUAAAAAGCCGUGGACGGAAGCACGCGUCAUCUAUGAGCUGGAACGGCUAAGGAGCCACCAGCAGCACUACCGGGGCGAGAGUUUCAGCAGCGUGGCGGCUGUGGGCCCCAACGCCGCGGUUCCCAGCCAUCACGCCCGCAACGGGUCCGGAGGUUACAUCAGCAACGCCAGCCUGGUGCUCAUUGACGCCGGGGCGCAGUACCUUGACGGCACUACUGAUAUUGCGAGGACGAUUCAUUUCGGAGUGCCGUCGGACUUCGAAAAAGAGGUCUACACGAGGGUACUCAUCGGCAUGAUCGACUUGUUCCUGACAAUUUUUCCUGAAGGAACCAAAGACGGUGCCUUGGACGUAGUGGCAAGGCGGUCCCUGUGGAGUGUCGGCCUCGACUUUCUGCAUGGUGUCAGCCACGGACUAGGCUCCUACAUGCUGGCUCACGAACAUCCUCCACUGAUUUCUCCGUUCAGUAAAGGAUAUCCGCUUUUAGCUGGAAUGAUCCUGUCGAACGAGCCGGGUUACUAUGAAGAAGAGCGACUGGGAGUGCGUCUUGAAACGACGAUGCAGAUCACUCCGUUCAACACUACUUACAGGUUCAUGUCCCACAAGUUUUGCAAGUUUGAACCCAUCACGUUCGUGCCUUUCCAAGCGAGCCUGAUCAAGUGGGAGCUGCUGAACAAGGCGCAGCUGGACUGGCUGAACGACUACAACGCCCGCACCUUGGACGUCGUGGGCAGCGAGCUCAAGCGCAUGAAGAAGCACGACGCACUGUCCUGGCUGCAGGCGCGGACCUUCCGCGUCGAGAUGAAGAACGGCUCGAUGCCCGUGCUGCGCGUGGCCGGACACCACGGCCUGCUGGCGCACGACGGCCACGGCGGGCACCACCACGCCGGACACACCGGCGGUCAAAGGUCUCCAGCAUCGCGGUCAAAGGGCUGGACGUCGGCGUCCGGCUCAUCUCAGCCGGGACGAGUGCUUCUCGCGCUGGCAUCGACGCUGCCCAGCCUCGCAAUGUUGCUGAGGCUGCCAGCGUGAGUUGGCAGCGGAUCAGCAAGUAUUGUGUGAGCACUGGUGGUUCGGACGAGACACUGUGCAUGCCGGUGUUGUGAAAACGUGGACAUCGAUGACAAACGAAGGAUGUUUGUGCAUGAAAAACCAAAAGAAAACUAGAAAGGACAUUUGUGCACAUUGCUGGAAAAGCGGACAGGCCGUUACUUCGCUUUUCCCACUGUUUGUCGCCGCUUGGUGGCCUUUUCUUUUUUUUUGUGAAAGUGGUCGGUCAUUGAACUGUUGUUUCCUUUACCGCUGUGUUUGGUAGAGUAAAGUUGUUGGAGAUGGAUUUGCA